AUGGAAGAAAUAAUGCCAAUCGACGAGAUAGAUAGCAUAAACCAUUUAGAGCAAACCUUCUACAAUGCUGGAUACCAGUCGGGGUAUGAUCAUGGCAAGAUACACGGCAAGAUAGAGGGCAGAGCCUUAGGUAAGGAGAAAGGAUAUGAAAUCUGGGAAGAGCUUGGAUUCAUGGAAGCAUCUGCUGUCUUUCUCCUCUCAACUCAGCCCGACUCUAAGCACAAAGCACAUGCACAACAGAUAAUAGAAAUGAUACAAAAGUUCCCUCAAUCCAACGCCCAGCAAGACGACAGCAACGAAGAAUGGGAUAUGUCAAAUUUAUUAGAAAAGAUCAGGGCAAAGUUCAAGGUAUUUGUAACAACAACGGGAGUAAAGAGAAGAUUAAAGACAGCAGCACCGACUCAAUCGCUAGGAUUUUGA
This is a messenger RNA of Wallemia ichthyophaga EXF-994, 420 nucleotides long. Its product is annotated as Oral cancer-overexpressed protein 1. The transcript has 3 exons. The coding region runs from base 1 to 420 and encodes 139 amino acids. Lineage: Eukaryota; Fungi; Basidiomycota; Wallemiomycetes; Wallemiales; Wallemiaceae. The record is from RefSeq and is a predicted model, not a curated record.